Helianthus annuus (common sunflower) is the source of this 981-nucleotide messenger RNA. RefSeq lists its product as uncharacterized. NCBI's taxonomy places the organism in Eukaryota, Viridiplantae, Streptophyta, Magnoliopsida, Asterales, Asteraceae. The transcript is spliced from 4 exons. The record is from RefSeq and is a predicted model, not a curated record. The coding region runs from base 1 to 981 and encodes 326 amino acids. Gene Ontology annotation, molecular function: protein dimerization activity.
AUGUUGAAAGUGACUAAAGCUAGCGAUGUGAAACAAACUAUCUUAGAUGAGAAGUUUUGGGAUAACUGUUUUAUAACGGUUCAGGUGAUGACUCCUAUGUUGAGACUUUUGCGUAUCUGUGAUUCCGAUGAAAAGCCUUCUUUAGGUUACGUUUAUGAAGGUAUGCUUAUGAUAAGGAAAGGAAUCAAAGAGUUGUUUAGAAGGAAAAGACGUAACUAUAAGAGGUAUGUUGAUAUUAUUGAUGCUCGUUGGGAUAAGAUGUUACGCAAAAGUCUUCAUGCAGCAGCUUAUUGGCUCAAUCCAAUAUUUCAAUAUGAAAAAGAUAAUCGUGAAGAAAAGAAAAAGGCAUGGGUAGGGGUGCUUAAUAUGAUUGAGAAGUUAUCAAGUUUAGAUCAAAGUGUGCAAAUAACUAUUUCACACUUGGCAAAAUUUCAGGAUAUAUUAGGUACUUUGGGUCGAUCUAUUGUUAUGUCUUCCGUAGAGCUUGAGCCUCCCGAUGAGUGGUGGAAAGCGUUCGGUGGAGAUGUACCGCCGUUGCAAAAAUUUGCCAUAAGAAUUUUAAGUCAAACUGCAUCCUCUUCCGGAUGUGAACGGAAUUGGAGUGUUUUUGAGAGAAUUCAUACCAAAAGAAGGAACCGCUUGGAGCAUCAAAGGCUAAGUGAUCUCGUAUAUGUGCAUUACAACUUACGUCUACAAAAUAGGCUAACUGAGAGCAAAAGGUCAUAUGACCCGGUUGAUUACCAAGGCAUUGAUAAAAACGAAUUUUGGGUGGUGGAAGACGAGAAGGAAUCCGAGUUUAACUAUGAUGAUUUAGAAAAUAUGCUCGAUGAGGAGCUCCCAAUUGACCUUGAUUCACAAACACAACUAUCCGAAGGCCAAGAAUUCAAUGAAGAAGAUAAUGUGGUUCAAGUUGAUGAUGUUAUUCAUGUUGGUGAUGGCGAUUUUGAUGAUGAUGAUUCGGAUUCGCUAGAUGAUUGGUAG